Messenger RNA from Python bivittatus (Burmese python), 930 nucleotides. Lineage: Eukaryota; Metazoa; Chordata; Lepidosauria; Squamata; Pythonidae. The record is from RefSeq and is a predicted model, not a curated record.
AUGGGUCCUCCUCUGGUUUCUUUCGUGGACUUGCCGAUCACCCCCGUCAGAGCAGCCGUAAGCACAGGGCAGGCUGCAGAGAGACGGGGCGGCUGGGCGGGGGCGCACAGGUGCCCGAGGCGAGCAAGAAGGGAAGCAGAGUCGCUGUCGUCGUCGUCCUCGGAGGAGGAGGAGGCAACGGGAGGGCUGCCUUCGGAGAUCCCGCCCCUGGAACGGGCUGGCUGGGCUUCGGGAGAGAAGAAAGCGCGUGGACGAGGAGAGGAGAGGAGAGAAGAGCACGCUCGGCGCUGGAGAGCCGGAGACGGAGCGGGGCAGGUCGCCUGGCGGAGGAGCGAAGUGAGCGGGACGGUACCUGCAGAAGGUGGCCGGAAGGCAGCCGGGGCUUGGGAGCCCGAAACAGAAGGGGCGAGAAGAGGCUCCGGAGGCAGGCAGGCAGGCAGCGAAGGCAGGCAGGCAGGCAGGGCAGGAGGUGCCGCCGGCGGAGCAACGGCGGGUCCCCAGCUGGGGCGCUCGCGGGGCAACUUCGAUGUUGGAGUCCCGGAGCAGCGACCCGCGCUGGCGAACCCUUCCAGGCGGCGUAGCAGGGGAGCCCCGCUGAGGAACCGACGGGGGCAAACGCUACAACGGCGACAGCAGCAGCAGCAGCAGCAGCAGCAGCAGCAUGCCCUUUUCUUCCGGCUUCGACUGAGGCGGGAUGAGGACCCUCCCGUUCCAUCUGGGCAAGACGCUGAGGAGAAGGUUUCGCCUCCUGCUGCUCUUUGGGCUGCUGGCCGUGGGGCUCUGCGCAGCCUACCUGGAGCUGGUGGUGCUGGCCGACAGGGAUGGACACCCUCUGAACCGCAUCCAAAGGAUGACCUUGAGGUGCAUGCUGUCGAUUAGAUCUGUCAGCCACCCCUUUUCUGGGGCAACUGGGAACAGUGGCAAGGAUGG